Molecule: messenger RNA, 1565 nt
Organism: Aphidius gifuensis
Lineage: Eukaryota; Metazoa; Arthropoda; Insecta; Hymenoptera; Braconidae
Gene: Asciz
Product: oocyte zinc finger protein XlCOF6-like
Exons: 3
Coding region: 55-1551 (498 amino acids)
Biological process (GO): regulation of transcription by RNA polymerase II
Cellular component (GO): nucleus
Molecular function (GO): DNA-binding transcription factor activity, RNA polymerase II-specific; transcription cis-regulatory region binding
Source: RefSeq, a predicted model, not a curated record
UUGAUCUUGAUAAUAUUAAUUAAUUAUAAUUGUUUUAAAUAAUUUUUAAAUAAUAUGGCUGAUGCAAAUGACAAUUUGGUGCAACAAUAUAAAAUAAUAUGUCCAUCACCAAAUGAACUUAGUGUUAUUAACAACAAUAUCAAGUGUAAUCAAUGUGGCUUGAUAUUUAAAAAUGAAUCAAGUCUUCGUUUUCAUGAUGUCAAAAGUCAUCAACGUAAAAAUUUAGAAAAAACAGACAAAGAAAUUAAACUUCAUUAUCAUUGUCCAGAACAAACAUGUGUUUAUUCAAAAAAUUCAUCAAGACAUUUUACAACAAUGAAAUACUUGAAACAGCAUUAUUUAAAAGUACAUGCAGAUAAAAGAUAUUCAUGUACACAAUGUGAUAAAUGUUUUUCAACAGAAGCUGCUAAAUUGGCUCACAUUAGAGUAUGUGGCCUUGAAUUUACUUGUAGUUGUCUCAAAAUAUAUCCAUCUUAUGAAGCUCUAUUGACUCAUGCACGAAGACAGACUCAUCAUGUUGAUGAUAAAUACAAAAAUAUGUUUAGAAAAACAAAUUCAUCAAAAGUAUCACCACUACCAUCAGCACCACUGAUACCACCACUGAUACCACUUGCUCAGUAUAUUAAUAUUGGAAUUGCAAAAAAACCAAUAACAAUUCUUCCAUAUAAAGAAAAUUUUACAAUAGCUAAAUGUGAAAAACCAAGUACCUGUGAUUCAUCAACCCAAACUGAUGAUAUUAAAAAAUCCAAAAAAAUUUCAACACUUGCUAAAAUAAAUAAACGUCGUGAAUCAAGACAAACACAAACAAAUUAUUUAUCAAAAGGAAAUAGCAAUAAAUAUUGUAGAAAAACAGUUGAAACUCAAACAACUUCAAGUAUUCGUGAAGCAGUUAAAAAAACAAAUCGUAAAUCAAAGCAAACAUCAUCAAAACAUACAACAACAGCACCAGCACCAGCAACAACAACAACAACAACAACAAAUAAUAAUGAUAAUAAUAUAUUUUCACAUGAAAAAUCAUCACUUGAAUUACAUGAUGACAUUGAUCUUCAGUAUUAUUGGAAUCAACGUAAUACAUCAUCAGAUGGUACACAAACAGAUAAUGUUAGUAUACUUCUUGAUGAUGUCUUCAACAACAGCAGCAUGACUUAUCCACAAGAUUAUUAUGAUGUCACAAGAAUAUCUGAUCCAUUAUUGACUGAAGAAAAUUUUAGCAGUAUUGAAACACAAACUGAACAACCAUCAUCAACACCAUCAUCAUUGAUGUUUCAAGAUUUUGAAUUAACAUCAACAAACAUUGAAACACAAACAACUGAAGAUUACAAUGAUAUUGAACAACUUAUUUAUACAAAUAUGUGUACACAAACUUGCAAUGAAAUAUUACCAUCAGAAUUGGGGCUAUCUGAUACACAAACACAAACAGCAUGGCCAGAUCUUGAAAUAAAUAAUAAUUCAAAUGAUCAAACAACACAAAUUCAUCAAUUUGUUGGCACACAAACUAGUCAUACACAAACACAAACUGAUUUAUUAAGUAUUUUUGAUGAACUUCAAUAAUAAAUUGUAUUAAA